AUGUGCACCAAGCUUUUACCACCGGGCGUGUGCUAUCCUGUGGUGUCCAGCGGCAAUGUUGAACUCCUGGACUACGAACCCGAGGGAGAGGACCUCACCGCACAACAGUUUUCGGAGGCCGGUGCGGGAGACGAGCGCUGCCCCACACCCCGCGCGUUCACCGUCGAUGAUUUGCUGGACAACAUCGCCACGGCGGAUCCGGCGGACCUGGAGGACGCCGAUAACGCAGGACGUACCUCUCUGGAGGAUAUUGCCGGGGCGGCCCGUCUGUCGUCCGAUUCCCCCCUUUGCGUUCCUCCUUUCUCGCUCCCCCCGGAAGACAAAUUGAUCCUCUUACCCCACAUUGAGUUUAUGGCUUACCAAAGGUUGAACGAGAUGUGGUGCAACGAGAUGUGGUGCAACGGUCUUGCCGGGAAGAUAGCAGAGGCGGAGGCGCGAGAGCAGGCGAAGCGAGAGGGCGCGGAGCGCGUGGCGGAGCGUGAGGCUGCUCUGGCUGCUGCUGCGAGGAAGCAGGAGGAGGAGAGUGAGGCUGCUCUGGCUGCUGCUCCGGGGAAGCAGGAGGAGGAGCGUGAGGCUGCCCUGGCUGGUGCUGCGAGGAAACAGGAGGAGGAGCGUGCGGCUGCUCUGGCGGCAGCCCGGAAGCAGGAGGAGGAUCGUAACGCUGAGCUGGCGGAGCGCGAGGCAUACGUCCAAGCUGCUAUGGCGACGCAGGGGGCGCUCCGAUCACGGCCGGACCACCUCGAGUUCCCCCCCCAUGGCCCGCACGCAGAGGCUUUGCCCUCGCCCUCUCCCCAUCGUCGUGUUGUUGCCCCCCUCCAAUUGCAAUCGCAGCGUGCCUCUGUGGCGAAGGAAAACGGACGGGAGGUGGCGGCUACUCCGGAGUUUUCGGUGACGUUGGGUCGUCCGGCCGGUAAAGGCGGGGCAUCGACUGCGGCCGAAGCCGCGGGGCCUCCCGUCCGGCCUCUUCACGCCCUGCCCAUGUUCUUGGAGGGAACAAGGACUACAGUCGGUCGGCGGCUCCUGCAUCUAUUAGCUGGAAGAACCGUUGGGGUGACCAAGAUUCGACGGCCAAGAGCGGGACGGACGACCACCGCCGCUCCACCCAGUCUUCGCAAGGGCACGGUCCCGGAGAUGGCGGGCGAGGGCAAGCCGCGGGGACCCAGCCUACCAGAUCUUCGCCGGCGAGCCGCCACCGCCGGAGCAGGAGUCGGAGCGCAGAACGUCAACAGCGCACCAAUCCUUCGUCUAGGCGUAGCCGCAGCCGGAGCCAAAACCGGAGCGGGGGCAACAGCAGGGCGACCAGCAAUGACAGCGGUCGCGGCGGAAAAGGGGGACGGAAGUCAGACCACGGAAACAGGCAAGUGAUGCAUGAUCGGGGUGGUUUUCGUAGCUCUGUUCUUCACCGCUUGUUCUACGCCCGCCCGCUGAUGUAAGCCAACCGAACAGGUCUUCUUUGGCAUUCAAACUUGCCAACAUGCAACUUCGUGAACACGCAGCCGCUGUGAACAGCCAUGCCCCUGCCCAUGACGUUAUGGAUCAUCCCACAUCUUCCUUGCCUUUGGACGAACGUGUUGAGUCACCACGCCAUGCUGCAUCACACGCCUCGACUUCGGCUUCCCGUACUGAAAUGCUGUUGGAACAAGUACUCACUCUCCUGCGAGCAAAUCAAGUUGUGGAUGCUGCUGCCGACGCGAAUGUACAACCUCCUGUGCCCUCCCACGCUCCUAGCGAGCCACCACCUGCCCCAUUCAUUUUCCCACGAACGCAUCUGACCCCGCUGCAAGACCACGCGUCGAGCUUUUCGGGAGCUCCUGUAGGGCGCGAUGUUCGUGCCGAAACCGCUGCAAGGGCCACGUCAGGGUCAUCGUCAUCAGCCACGAUGUCGGCGGCAGUACCGGUCGGACCUGCGGUGGUACCGUCAUCGCCGGCAGCCCCAGCCCUGUUGCACUAGCCUUUGGUGGUAUCGCCCCCCCCCUCCAGCGUGCGUCUAUUCUGAUUGAUCCUAGCUCCGCGACCGGCCGCAUCGUCGAGUCACCGGGUCAAGCGACAUCGCCGUUGACUCAGGACGAUGCUGGCUUGCCCUUGUCUUCCACGGGAGCGAUAGCGAGGCAGGAGGCUCUGGACGCUGCGGACGCCGCUGCAGCGGAGGCCGACACCAUCCGCAUUCAAGACAAGAUGGACAAGCUGAAGCCGGAACGACUUGAUAGUGUCACACGCUUGCCCCUCGGUCCUGAUCCUGAUGAAUUUGCUCGUUUCGCGUCUAGCUGCAAGGGUGUGGUCACAGAGAUCCUCAACAAGAGCGACGUCUAGCGCAAGCAGACUUUCAAUUCCUCCACCUGGGUCACCGGAUGGCUUCCGUUGUUCCCCAAACGUGUCCGUGCUGCUUUCGUUGAAGGCCAAACCACCAACCGUGCUACGCUGGAAUUCCUUGAUGCCACCUUGCUACAGGUAGAAACCAUCUGCGCAUGGAACCGGAAGGGCCCUCGACGUACGUCUUUUUCAUCCAGAAAUUGGCGGCUGCCUGGGGCACUCAAGACAAGAGAUCGGGCAUUGAUCGUCUUCGCAGUUUUGGCGUAUCCAACGCCGAGACUUACCGAGAAUACAUUCGUCGCUAUAAGGCUCUGGCCAUGACCGUCAUGGCUUCUCACCACGCGUUCAAGCCUUCGGAUGCGCAAGUGCAGAUAGCUGUUCGAGACUUCAUGUUGAAGCAGUUUCUGGUAGUGUCGGGGCAGGUGUACAAGGAUGAGCAGCUCUCCAUGGAAGCCCCUUCUGGGCGACAAGCUUCGUGUCUGGAUGAUAUGUGGGAUGUGUUGGACAAGCAUGCAUUCGCGCACACGCCGGCGGUGCAUGGAGAUGAUUCUUUUCGGCAUCUUCCACGAAUGCUAGGAGUUCGUCUGCUGUUUCGCGUGCUGUAGCUUCUCCGGCGUUGCGUUCGACGGUGACCCCUUCGUGGAGCCAGGGCUCUUCGGCCGCCGUGGCGAGUGUUGACCCUCUACCCAAUGAU
Messenger RNA from Ectocarpus sp. CCAP 1310/34, 3004 nucleotides. NCBI's taxonomy places the organism in Eukaryota, Phaeophyceae, Ectocarpales, Ectocarpaceae. The record is from the annotation of a GenBank genome assembly.